AUGUUUGGUGCAGGUUCCUUUCCUGUCAUAAGCCCUGCUCCACAUAGAACUGGUAAUGCUUCUGCAACAAGCCAUGGACAUUCAGGUUUAAAUCAUAGUCCUGCUCCAGCGCCGCUAGCCUUGCCUCCAUCGAAUGGAAAAGAUGGAAAUCCAGCGUAUGCUCCACAUCGCCCUCAUCAAUAUCAUCCCCCUUCAUAUUCUCCAGAAUCUGCUCUACCACCUGAUAAUCCUGCAUUCAGAAAGCCCAGGGCUUUGGCACCAGUACCAAGUCAUUCCUUGCCACCUCCACCUCCAAAUUCAUACUGCACGGCGUUGAAUUGUGAAGAACCUAUGACCAAUAGUCCUCCAGGAACAUGUCUCUGUGUAUUGCCAAUAAAAGUUGAGCUUCGAUUAGGUAUAGCACUGUACACGUUCUUUGCAUUGGUCUCAGAACUUGCACAGGAAAUCGCAUCUGGAGUGUUCAUGAAACAAAGUCAAGUUCAUGUUAUGGGAGCAAAUGCUGCAACUGAAGAUCCUCAGAAGACAAUUGUCUUCAUUGAUCUUGUGCCACUGGGAGCAAGAUUUGACAAUACAACAACAUUUUUAGUAUUUGAAAGGUUUUGGCACAAACAGGUCAUCAUAAAUCCUAUGGAUUUUGGAAACUAUGACGUGUUAUAUGUUCAAUACCCAGGUCUUCCUUCGUCACCACCAUCAGCUCCUGGAAACCUGAACAACAGUCUUAGCAAUGGAAAUGAUCAACACCCACUUGCUGCUGAUAUAAGAAACCACAGAGAAACAAAAAGCAGAGGCAUAAUUGUGAUUAUUGUCCUAUCAAGUGUCUUUGCUUUAAUUUUAUGUGCUGGAGCUGCAUUGGUGAUUUAUUUCAAGCUUAGAAACCGCCAUCAUUUAACUGAAGCGUCAGUUACGCCAGAAAAGCCUGCAGAUUCUGCAAUAGCCGGAAGUAGGCUAGAAAGCAGACCUAUCUCGGCAUCACCGUCAUUCAGCUCAAGUAUAGUAGCAUAUAAAGGAUCUGCAAAAAUAUUUAGUUUGGUUGAAAUGGACAGAGCUACACAUAGAUUUGAUGAGUCCAGGAUAAUCGGUGAGGGUGGUUUUGGACGUGUGUAUGAGGGUAUUCUUGAGGAUGGAGAACGGGUUGCUGUCAAAGUUCUUAAGAGGGAUGAUCAGCAAGGAACCCGGGAAUUCUUGGCUGAGGUUGAGAUGCUCAGCCGGUUGCAUCACAGAAACUUGGUUAAGUUGAUAGGUAUAUCCUCGGAGGAGCAUGUGCAAUGUUUGGUAUAUGAGCUUGUUCCGAAUGGAAGUCUGGAAUAUCACUUGCACGGAUCAGAUAAGGACACUGCUCUUCUUGAUUGGGAUGCUAGGCUUAAAAUCGCACUUGGCGCGGCACGUGGUCUUGCUUAUUUGCAUGAAGAUUCAAGUCCUCGCGUUAUACACCGUGACUUCAAGUCAAGUAACAUUUUGUUGGAACAUGACUUCACCCCCAAGGUUUCAGACUUUGGCCUAGCAAGAACUGCUAUAGGCGAGGGGAACGAGCAUAUCUCAACUCGGGUUAUGGGGACUUUUGGGUAUGUUGCUCCUGAAUAUGCGAUGACCGGGCAUCUUCUAGUAAAGAGCGAUGUCUACAGCUACGGCGUUGUCCUUCUCGAGCUUCUCACGGGCAGGAAACCUGUAGACAUGUCAAGGCCUCCAGGGCAAGAAAACUUGGUGACGUGGGCCUGUCCUUUUCUAACAAACAGAGAUGGUUUGGAAACACUCAUCGAUGCAUCACUUGGAAGUAGCAUCCCGUUAGACAGCAUCGCAAAAGUAGCAGCAAUUGCUUCCAUGUGUGUUCAGCCAGAGGUGGACCAGCGGCCGUUUAUGGGGGAAGUUGUUCAGGCCUUAAAGUUGGUAUGCAAAGAAGGCAGUGAGUUCAAUGAGUCAAGAAGUUUUAGCCAAGAUUUGCAUAUCCAAGAUGCUGAGGUUGAUAUGGAUGCAGGCCCAGUGCUGUCUACCGAGCAGUUCACUACAUCGGCGCGUUAUGAUACGCUGGACGCCUCUGGUUCUUUUCGGCGGUAUUCGAGUUCAGGUCCUCUGAGGCUCGGUAGAACUGAACGAAACAGGGAGAGGGGCUUAUCAACAGGAAGCUCAAGUGAACAUUGUGGUCUACAACGAUUUAGGAUGGACUCAGAGUAGUUAACGUGCGGGCUCAUUUUGAUGACCUGCGCAACGAGGAAGUACCAUCGGCUUAUUUUCUGCAAGCCGUGUCGGGACUUUAUAUUUACUGUGAAUAUUUCAGAAACGAUGCGAGAAACGGUGUACAGGAUGAGGAGUGACCCAAUGGUGGAUGGCAAUGUAGGCCUGGCAUACAUAACAGUUGUGUGAGCUUUCUGCAGCCUUUUUCUUGACAAACUGCAUCCGGGGAGCUUCACAACAGAACAAGAGAACUUCAUUUUCCUUCGUUGGCUAGUAACCGUUUCUUAAACUGCAAGUCCUUAUGCGGAUUACAGAGGAAGUGGAGGGUAAUAUAUGCGGUGGAUUGCACUUCAAAGGAAAUUCCCCCUUUCCUCUGGAGAGAGUACAUGUGGGUGGUUGAGCUUGUUGAGACCAUGGUAGAACACACGUGAAAAGUAGUGGCGAAAUAAACAUAAGAUGUAGGAUAUGACUCUUCUCUUUAUCAUCCAGUUCUUGUGAGAUGAUAUAUAUGUGACAAUUUUUGUAGCUCUACCCCUCAAUAUAUGGGUGACUUGAUAGGUGUAAUUGAGUGGGAUUUCACCUCUCCUUUUCUUGGAAAGUAGGAAAGGGCUGAAGGGGUUCAAUCAUAACAGUCGCUCUUGGACUGCGACUUGUAGCUCUGGUAAAACUUGCAAAACCCUAUUAUGGGCAAAUGGAGAAAGAAUAGUUGCAUACUAUGGCUUUGCUGCACGAA
Molecule: messenger RNA, 2902 nt
Organism: Hordeum vulgare subsp. vulgare (domesticated barley)
Lineage: Eukaryota; Viridiplantae; Streptophyta; Magnoliopsida; Poales; Poaceae
Product: receptor-like serine/threonine-protein kinase ALE2
Exons: 7
Coding region: 1-2169 (722 amino acids)
Biological process (GO): protein phosphorylation
Molecular function (GO): ATP binding; protein kinase activity
Source: RefSeq, a predicted model, not a curated record